Molecule: messenger RNA, 354 nt
Organism: Closterium sp. NIES-65
Lineage: Eukaryota; Viridiplantae; Streptophyta; Zygnematophyceae; Desmidiales; Closteriaceae
Source: the annotation of a GenBank genome assembly
AUGACCUGCAGCUUUUCUUACAGGGCGCUGGAGGAGCUAGCGGGGGCGGUGGAGGCGGCGGUGGAGGCAGUGGAGGGGGUGGGGGUGGUGGUGGGAGUGGUGGCGAGGGUGGAGGUGUCGGCGGCGGCAGUAGAGGCGGAGGCGGCGGCGGCGGUGGCGUUGGGAGCGGAGGUGGUGGAGGUGGCGGAGGUGGAGGAGGCGGUGGCGGAGGAGGAGGAGGAGGAGGAGGAGGAGGAGGAGGAGGAGGAGGAGGAGGAGGAGGAGGAGGAGGAGGAGGAGGAGGAGGAGGAGGAGGAGGAGGAGGUCGUGGCUCUUCGCAGAGGAGUGGCUCCGGUGGUGGUGUGUCCCAGGUAG